AUAAUUGAAAAAGAGGGAGACGGAUUGUAUAAAACCGCAAUGACAAACACUUUGAAGCAUUCAGUUUUGGCUCACCGGCCGAAUAAACAGACCACAAAGUAGCUUUAUCAAUUGCACCAACUUCUAUAGUUAAGUUUACUGAGAAAGACAUAGUUUGAACCAUGUAUAAGAAAUUGGCUCCAAUUUUUGGUCUCAUUACCAUUACGAAUGCAGUUUUGAUUGCAGAGAAAAAUGAUUGGGAGCAAUAUAAGGUAAAACACUCAAAGAGCUAUGCCAACGAUGAAGAGCACGAUCUUCGUAUGAACAUUUUUCUACAACACAGGAAGAAGAUCGCUGAGCACAACAAACGAUUUGAUGAAGGCCUUGUCACAUACGAAAUGGGUUUGAAUGGAUUCAGUGAUAUGACAUUCGAAGAGUUCUCAGGCAUUUAUCUUGGAUAUAAAUCGGCGGCAAACAUUAUCUUGGAAAAUGCGAACCGUAACUAUUUUGAAGGAUCCUACCAUUUCCAAGCUGAAGAAAGCGUUGACUGGAGAAAAAAACGAGCUGUAACUGAAGUGAAAUUUCAAGGAAUAUGUGGUGCAUGUUGGGCCUUUUCUGCUACUGGAGCCAUUGAGGGCCAAAAUAAAAUAAAGCGCAACAAAUUAGUGUCAUUGUCGGAGCAGAAUCUCGUCGAUUGCAGUUAUGAAUAUAAUAACACUGGAUGUGCUGGCGGAUUAAUGACUAGUGCCUUUCAAUACGUCCACGAUAAUGGCGGCAUUGACGAUGAAAAAUCGUAUCCAUUUGAAAGUGAAUACGACAUCGCAGAUUCACCGAAAAGACAAUGCCGAUACAACCCCAAAAACUCGGCUGCCACAGUUAGUGGUUACGUGAAUAUUAAGCAAGGCAGUGAACAGGAUUUGACAGAAGCAAUCACCAAAAUUGGCCCAAUCGCUGUUGGAAUCUAUGCGACCGAUUUAAUGCAGCAUUAUAGAAAAGGCCUUUACUAUGACAAAAACUGUACUUCAGAUUUAGAAUCUUUGAAUCAUGCGGUACUUGCUGUAGGCUAUGGCAAAGAUUCUGAUGGCAACAAAUAUUAUAUUGUCAAAAAUUCGUGGGGCACGGACUGGGGAGAGAAAGGUUUCAUUAGAAUGGCUCGUGACUGUAACGACCACUGCGGAAUUGCUCAAGAUGCCUCGUAUCCUAUCGUCAAAGCAAAAGAUGUGUCAUCAAGUAAAUCUCAUUCGAGACUAUCAUAGGGAUAGACACAACAUCUAUUGGCGGCAAAAUAACGAUCACCAUUGACACACUGCAUUGGCCAGUGUAUUAUACGCAGGCUUAUGCUGCCAUAAGAAUGUACAGAGCGAAUUAUAUAUUAAAAAAAUAAUAUUAUUAUUAUUCUUCAA
Molecule: messenger RNA, 1382 nt
Organism: Sitodiplosis mosellana (orange wheat blossom midge)
Lineage: Eukaryota; Metazoa; Arthropoda; Insecta; Diptera; Cecidomyiidae
Product: procathepsin L-like
Exons: 4
Coding region: 162-1235 (357 amino acids)
Biological process (GO): immune response
Cellular component (GO): lysosome
Molecular function (GO): cysteine-type endopeptidase activity
Source: RefSeq, a predicted model, not a curated record